AGGCUCACAAUUGGAAUCAAUUGGCCUUUUCGAGAUGAUGUGCAUGUAAACAGUGCAUCCAAAGCAAUUUUCAAUUUUCAAAUUGAUCGAAGUGCGCUUCAAAACACUAAUACGAAAGCUUCCUCCUUCAAUUCAGCUUUCAGUAUUUCCUAAUUUCCUUUAAUCAUUCAGCGCACCAGUCUUCCUUGUCAGAAGGAAAAAUCCGACGGACGAGGAAUAGGAAAAAGGGAGCGAGGAAGAAUGCACCGAUUUUCGAAACGACAGCUGCUGCUAUGGAAGAAUCGGUGCUGCUUGUUACAUACGCCAUGUAUAUACGGCAACAAGGUUGACAUUGCCAUUGUGUCCAGGCGAAGCCUUUCUUCGACGUUACAGUUAAAUCCAACACUCGCUCAAAACAGUUUGUGGAUACAGCAGCAAAGACCACGACCUUUCGGAAGCGCAUCCUUGAUCCAGCCUCCCUAUUCGUUGCCAUUAUCUCUCCCCAACCCUACGGUGGUGUACUCGGAUAACCAUCUCUUGGCGAUCAACAAGCCUGCGGGGUGGCAUUCUGUGCCAAACAUACCGAAGAAACGGGGACGCAAAACCAAUAGCGGUAGGGGAAAUGAUGAUAGCAAUGCCAUCUCGUACAAGAACAAUGUCAGUAGCAGCAGCAGCAGCAGCAAAAAGUGCUUGCUCACGCACCUGAAAUCGAGGGGACUGGGAGGGGGGAGCAACGGAGAUUUCCUUCUACCACUUCACCGAAUCGAUCAGCCGUGUACCGGACUAUUGUUGUUUGGGAAAACGAGCAAGGCUGCCUCGAGGGUCACCGCCGUAUGGAAGGGGAAGAUAAAGAAGAAGAAGAAGAAGAAGAAGAGAAAAAAGGACCAGCAGCAGGAGGAAGAGAAGCAUCAAAUAAAUAGCAACAAUAACGAUAGCACAAUUGAUAGGGGUGUUUUGAAGGAGUAUUUGUGCGUAGUCCCAACGCUGCGGCUCGCUGCAAUGGAAGAAGUCUCCCUGGCGGCAACAGCKCGCUGGAGCCGAUUGGAGGGUUUGAUGCUGCGGCCAUCCGCUUCUUCGACCUCCAAGGAGCUUUACGGCAUUGGCACCCAUCGCCGGUGGCAGCAACAAAAGUAUUACAACAGUCGACGCCGAAAAGGAAAAUCCGUGAAGAUUGUGCGGCGAUGGCACGACAAAGAAGGCGAGAGUAGAGAACCAGAGCACAAAGCCUUUUACGAGUAUAACCACUCCACAGAUCACGCUAUAAUGCGACCCGUAGGUGUCGAAUGGAGGGUGGUAGAUGUCCCAGGAAUGGAUCCGACAUGCUCCCUGCUCCUGGUGCGGACCUCAGAGGGUGCGAGGCACAUGGUUCGGGCUCUGUUGGCUCAGGUGGGGGGCUGUCCUAUCGUUGGGGAUGUCCGAUACUGGACAAAUCGGAAACGGGAGACUGGGGCGAYCCAAAGCAGCAUUAUUGACGGUGAAGACAACGCCGACCGGGCUGUCCCUCUCDGAGACCGAUCCGUGGCUCUACAUGCCUAUAGUGUGUCCUUCGAUGAACGAAGGCUCCAGCUUGGGAGCCUUGACAUAUUCGAAUUUCGGGCCCCGAUCCCUGAGACAUGGAAGUCCUUUUUUGGUAUUGACAACAGUGACAUCGAGGGCUACCUGCGUGAAACUGACUAGAUAUGGUUUAUUUCGUGGUAAAUUAAGCUGGCAC
Messenger RNA from Pseudo-nitzschia multistriata, 1690 nucleotides. The record is from the annotation of a GenBank genome assembly. NCBI's taxonomy places the organism in Eukaryota, Bacillariophyta, Bacillariophyceae, Bacillariales, Bacillariaceae.